AUGGGUGUGUGUGAUUGCAGAGCCUCCGUCACGAUGAACGGCAGCAGCAGCAUCUCUGCGGCUCAGAGGAUCAAGGCUGAAACAGACGCAUGGAGCCAGGAGGACUGCCUGACGCUGCUGGAGCGGAUCCGUGGUCUGCUGCCCGACGGAGACGCCAUGAAGUACAAAACCACCGAGUCGCACUUCGACUGGGACAAGGUUGGCUUCGGCCGCUUCACCGGGGACAUGUGCCGCCAGAAGUGGCAGAAGGUCUCCUCCGAGGUCCGGAAGUACCGGACCAUGACGGAGCUCAUUGUGGACGCCAUUGAGUUUGUCAAGAACCCGUACAAAGGCAAGAAGCUGAAGACCCACCCGGACUUCCCCAAAAAGCCGCUGACUCCCUACUUCCGCUUCUUCAUGGAGAAACGGGCCAAAUACGCCAAGAUCCAUCCGGAGAUGAGCAACCUGGACCUCACCAAGAUCCUGUCCAAGAAGUACAAGGAGCUGCCAGAUAAGAAGAAGCAAAAGUACAUCACAGAGUUCCAGCGGGAGAAGGAGGAGUUUGAGAAGAACAUGGCCCGGUUCAGGGAGGAGCAUCCGGACCUGAUGGAGGAGAGGAAGAAGUCGGACCUGCCGGAGAAACCCAAGACGCCCCAGCAGCUGUGGUACAACCACGAGAAGAAGGCCUACAUGAAGCUGCACCCAGAGGUGAGUCAGAAGGAGCUGAAGGAGGCGCUGAGGAGGCAGUGGUCCCAGCUGUCCGACAAGCGCAGGCUGAAGUGGAUCAGCAAGGCGCUGGAGCUGCAGAAGGACUAUGAGGACAGCAUGAGGGCGUACCACGAGGCCCACCCAGACUCCAACUCAGAGGAACACGUCCGCUCUGUCCUCACCAAGGCCGAGAGACAGCUGAAGGACAAGUUCGAUGGACGGCCCACCAAGCCGCCGCCGAACGGUUACUCCCUGUACUGCGCUGAGCUGAUGGUCAACAUGAAGGACGUGCCGAGCACCGAGCGCAUGGUGCUGUGCAGCAAGCAGUGGAAGAUGCUGACCCAGAAGGAGAAGGACAUGUUCCAGAAGCGCUGCGAGCAGAAAAAGAAGCAGUACGACGUGGACCUGCAGCGCUUCCUGGAGAGCCUUCCUGAGGAGGAGCGGGACCGAGUCCUGACAGAGGAGAAAAUGGGCGGAGCCAAGCUGAAUGUGGGUGUGGUUCCCAGCCCUCUCAGAGCCAAGUCUCCAUCGGUCAAGGAGCGCGGCCGGGAGGCGGAGCCAGAGGCGUGGCCAGCAGCCGCAGGCGGAGCCUCGGCGCCCAGAGAGCGACGGGACGCCAGGAAGACAGCGAAGCUUCCAGAGACGCCGAAAACCGCCGAGGAGACGUGGCAGCACAGCGUGACAGGAGAUUACCUGGCCAAGUACCGGAGUGACCGCAGGAAGGCGCAGGCGGCGAUGGAGGCGGCUUGGCGCUCCAUGGAGAAAAAGGAGAAAAUUCCCUGGAUCAAGAAAGCAGCAGAGGACCAGAAACGUUACGAGGUUCGGUACCCUCCUGACCCCUGACCUCUGCGUCCUGAUUGGCUGCAGUGUGCGCUAACUGCUGCUGUCCUCUAGAGGGAGCUGUUGGAGAUGAGAGCGCCCCCUGUCGGCCAGAGGAAGCCCAAGUUCGAUGGAGAGCCAAAGAAGCCUCCAGUGAGCGGCUACCAGAUGUUCUCCCAGGAGCUGCUGACGAACGGAGAGCUGAACCACUUCAGUCUGAAGGAGCGCAUGGUGGAGAUCGGCAAGCGCUGGCAGAAGCUCAGCCAGGCGCAGAAGGACAAGUACAAGAAGCAGGUGGAGGAGCAGCAGGUGGAGUACAAGGCCCACCUGGAGGCCUGGGUCAAGUCGCUGUCCCCACAGGACCGCGCCGUCUACAAGGAGUUCUCCUCCUCGAAACGUCGCAGCAGCUCCUCCAAAGCCACCGCCAGCCCCGUGGCCAAGGUCCGGGUGACGGCGAAGGGGAAGGUGGGCGGAGCCAGGGCUGUGACCCCAGGGGUCACCGUGGGGAAGAGGGCCAUGGCAUAUCGCGCCAAGCAGGACAUGUCUGACUCCGAUGAGGAGGAGGAGAAGAGCGGUUCCUCAGACUCUGAUGAAGACGAUGAGACAUCAGGAAGUUCAGACAGCGAGGAUGAAGAUGAGAACGAUGACGAUGAAGAGGAGGAUGACGACCAAUCUUCCUCGGAGGAAUCCAGCGAGUUGGACUCAGAUUAGCCCUGCCCACUCAUUGAAGAGGACAGGCUGUGCAGGCCACGCCUCCUCCUCUGCCAGUCAUCCAAUGCGAGGCAGCGCUGUUGGAAGUGGGCGGAGCCUGUUACAAGCGUUUCAGUUUAUAUUUACUUGGUUUUUAUCUGACAGACAUUUCAGGAUGAUGGCUUCCUGUUUGUUCUUCUUGGUGGGCGGGGUUUGUACAUGAUGACAUGCAGGGGGCGGAGUCAGUGUUGGACCUCCAAUCAGCCGGAGGCCGAGAGAAACUCAAUAAAUGCACUUUUUCCAAA
Molecule: messenger RNA, 2501 nt
Organism: Xiphophorus couchianus (Monterrey platyfish)
Lineage: Eukaryota; Metazoa; Chordata; Actinopteri; Cyprinodontiformes; Poeciliidae
Gene: ubtfl
Product: upstream binding transcription factor, like
Exons: 18
Source: RefSeq, a predicted model, not a curated record